This is a messenger RNA of Zootermopsis nevadensis, 357 nucleotides long. NCBI's taxonomy places the organism in Eukaryota, Metazoa, Arthropoda, Insecta, Blattodea, Termopsidae. The record is from RefSeq and is a predicted model, not a curated record.
AUGGAUAAUCGUCGCUUCACAAUUACGGAACUCAGCAGUCAUUUCCCGCAGAUUUCCCGCUCCUUGUUGCACAAAAUUGUCACGGAGCACCUGUUGUUCAAGAAAUUGUGCGCCAGGUGGGUGCCGAAGCAACUGACACCAGAACACAAAACAAAGCGCAUGGAGUCAGCAUUGACAUUUCUGCAGCGGUACCAUGAUGGCGGCGACGAGUUUCUGGACCGGAUCAUCACAGGUGAUGAAACGUGGAUUGCACACAUUACCCCAGAAACCAAGCAGCAGUCAAUGCAUUGGCGUCACAGUGGAUCUCCCUGUCUCCAUGUUGAGGUGACGCUGAUUACCCCUGUUGGGUUGAGUUGA